Molecule: messenger RNA, 2500 nt
Organism: Helicoverpa armigera (cotton bollworm)
Lineage: Eukaryota; Metazoa; Arthropoda; Insecta; Lepidoptera; Noctuidae
Product: gelsolin, cytoplasmic
Exons: 19
Coding region: 122-2374 (750 amino acids)
Biological process (GO): actin polymerization or depolymerization; barbed-end actin filament capping; actin filament severing
Cellular component (GO): actin cytoskeleton; cytoplasm
Molecular function (GO): phosphatidylinositol-4,5-bisphosphate binding; actin filament binding
Source: RefSeq, a predicted model, not a curated record
UUCAAACUUGCUUUAUUCAUUACACACUGUUGCUAUUACCUUAUUUAUCUUUUCUUUAAUUUAUUUUCUAGUUGUUAACUGUAGUUUUUCGUAGGUUUAUUUGUCUGUGUAGUGGUUGAAAAUGGAUCACCCAGCCUUUGCCGACGCUGGUGCGAGUCCGGGUAUUGAAAUCUGGACUAUCGAAAAAUUCGAACCGGUUGCCAUCGACUCAAAACUGUACGGCAAGUUCUACAAUGGAGACUCUUACAUCGUUCUUAAGACGACAGGCCAAUCCAACUCCUCACUGCACCACGACGCUCACUUCUGGCUCGGCAGCAAGACGACCCAAGACAAGAAGGGUUCCGCAGCUAUAUGGACGGUAACCCUGGAUGACAUGCUGGGCGGGAAGGCGGUGCAUCAUAGAGAAGUUCAGGGUCAUGAGUCCAGUCAGUUCCUGGGGUAUUUUAAGCCUGCAAUCAGAUACAUGGAAGGCGGUAACGAGUCAGGGUUCACCGAAGUGGAGACCAACGCCGGAGCUGAGAAGCGACUCCUCAAGCUGUCUGGAUGUGACAACAUGAGGAUUGAAGAGGUAGAAGCCGACGCCUCCUCCCUCACAAGAGACCACUGCUUCAUCCUAGAAGUAGAUCAUGAUAUAUUCGUGCUGAUGCCUGAAGGAGCCAAAGCGACGCAGCGACGCAAGAUCAUCUCUGUGGCUAACAAGCUGAGGGAUGAAGAGCAUAAUGGCAGAGCUAGUAUUGAGAUUAUUGACGAAUUCUCUUCAGAUGAAGACUACGAUCUCUUCUUCACAGCUCUGGGUUCAGGAUCCAAAGACGAAAUCGCCAGCGAUGAGGGUGGUUCUCUAUACUACCGCGAAGAUAUAUCAGCUGUAUACCUAUACAGGGUGAUGCUUGGAGAUGAGUUGGAGAUGAUGCCGCUCAGCAAGCCUUAUAAGCAGAAACAUUUGGCUUCUGAUGAAGUCUACAUACUAGACACUCCAUGCUCAGGGGUGUACGUGUGGAUCGGGUCGGAGGUCAGCGCUGACGUCAAGAAGGCCUACCACGAGAUCUCUGAUAAAUACUUCGAUGCUAAGAACUAUCCUUCUUGGGUGAACGUAACAAAAGUAUCUCAGGGAUCCGAAAGUUCUACCUUCAAGCAAUUCUUCCACAACUGGGAGACCAUCUCCAGCUUCUCCAAGGGAUUAGUUACAGACUCAGAUGCUGGCUAUUUCUCCGAGGAUGCAGAGCACUCAGCUCAGGCAGCUAAACAGAUCGGCAAGAGUGCGGCCGCCAGGGGAUACAUGCCCGACCAGGGAGAUGGCAGUCUUACUGUUACUAGAAUCGCAGGAGAUCAAGAAGAUGUGACCGAAGCGUUUGCCUCAGGCGUCUCCGUGCUGUAUCAGUCAGAGGUCUACGUGGUGAAGUACCAGUACACCAACGAUGAUGGGGGCGAAGCUCAUGUUAUUUAUUAUUGGGUGGGUUCAGAAGCCAGUGCAGAUGACAAACAAGCAGGCUUAGAGCUGGUUUCCCAGAUAGAGGAUGAACUGGAAAGUUCUGCUACGGUCGUGAAGGUACCACAAGGAAAGGAGCCUAAACAUUUCUUGAAUAUCUUCAAAGGUAACCUAGCGAUCAUGUUUGGAGGCAAAGACACCGAAUACAGCCCCGUGAAUGCUAAGGGUUCCUAUGAGGAUGACAAUAUUAGGUUAUUCAGAGUGGAAGGUACGGAACCAGGAGUAGACCUGAGAGCUAUUCAGCUUGAAGAGAAGGCUGAUAACCUGGAAGAUGAUGACGUUUAUGUUCUGGAGACUAAAGAGACGGUCUACAUUUGGAUCGGAAAGGAAUCUAACGACACAGAAAAGGAAGCAGUCACCAGUUUUGUUGAGAAGAUCGUGAAAGAGAAGGAGAUUAGCACUAUUGAGCAAGGAGAAGAGCCGGAAGAGUUCUGGGAGGCUUUAGGAGGAGCCCCAGAAGAGAAAGAAGACCCAUCAGGCUGGCGCAACGCCGUCAACAGACGCGUGACAACCCCGCGCACGUUGACAGCUGUCACUGUCACUGUCACCAAGAAGAUCAAGUUCGAAGACCUGGAUGAGGAGUAUACGCAGCAGGACCUGUCUGAUGAUGGAGCCUAUAUCCUGGACACUGGUGAAGAACUCUACUUGUGGCAAGGAAAGAACAUUCCAGAACGUGUCAAGAUGGCUAAGGGAGAUAUUGUUAAGGAAUACAUAGAAGACGACGGCCUAGACCGUACGGUAGACACGGCGCUCGUAGUGUUUGUGAAGCAAGGAGAAGAACCCAGCGUGUUCAAGAAACUAUUCCCGGAGUGGGACAACGAUAUGUGGGAUAAUCAAACUUCAUAUGAAGACAUUAAGAACGAGACCAAAGCUGCUAACUCUAAGUGAAAAUGAAAUGAAACACUUUAUUUAUUUAUGACUUAAAACUAAAUUUUAUUUAUUUUUUAUUCACAUAAUUUUACACAAUGUUUACUUUGGUUAAAUAAAGCACUUUUACAUUUUUAAUGCUAUUUA